Messenger RNA from Zootermopsis nevadensis, 1788 nucleotides. RefSeq names its product serine/threonine-protein phosphatase 2A regulatory subunit B'' subunit gamma. Gene Ontology annotation, cellular component: spindle; centrosome. The record is from RefSeq and is a predicted model, not a curated record. NCBI's taxonomy places the organism in Eukaryota, Metazoa, Arthropoda, Insecta, Blattodea, Termopsidae. Gene Ontology annotation, biological process: cortical cytoskeleton organization; B cell homeostasis; positive regulation of B cell differentiation.
UUAUUCACAAUCAUUUCUUCUGUAUUUUUUGCCACAGAGGAAAAAAGUGAUUGUGUAAUUUCAGAAUACCUUUCUGUCUAAUUUCAAGUUGUAAGCAGUAAUCACAGUAAAAUGAAACCUAUCAUAUAUCCACUGGUAUGAUUAAGUGAACGAAGCGACUAGGUUGAAGGAACUAUUCACCAAUAAGGAUGCCCAUAGUGAAUAUAUCCGAACCUAACACCCAAUCCAUUUACUUUUGAACUGUCAAUUAGAAUACGUGACCUGGUGUUAAUAUUUUGAAUUUUUUUUGACUGUUUAAGGAAAAGACGCACUUGGUCAGUAAAUAAAUAUGUAAAAUAUAUUUUGUUUUCACGUAAAUUUUAUAUAUUUUCUAUGGAUUUGAAAGAGCUGCUAAAGAAAUGUGCGGCCAAAAGGCCAGACAUUUCACCCCAGGAUGCUCUUAAUACGGAGUCAGAACUGUUCAGCAAAUAUUAUUUGGAAAGAAAGAAGAAGGAAGAGCAGGCAGAUAUAACAUACAGUGCUAUUCCACAGUUCUAUUUUAAGCUUCCAAAAGAUGAUGAAAUUCUGUCACAGAAACUACGUGAAGAAGCGCGUGCUACCUUUCUUCAGCGCCGUGGACGGCAGUUGUUGAACAACAAUGAGUUGAAGGCCUUGUGGGUCCUUCUUGAUAAACAUCACAGCCAGCCACACUCUGAAGAAGAGCAACUUAUUAAUUAUGAAGAUUUUCUGCAUGUGGCAACUCUAGGUGGCCCAAAAUGCAAAAAUUACUUCACUGCAGCUGUAUUUGCAAAACUUCAACAUGGAGAUCCAUAUGGACGUAUCAGCAUCAUGGCUCUUUUCAAUUACAUCAUGAGGAAAGUUUGGUACCAUCAGACUCGUAUUGGACUCUCAUUGUAUGAUUUUGUUGGUCAAGGCUACCUUCGUGAAGUAGACCUUGAAAACUAUAUCUUGGAGCUAAUCCCCACAUUGCCACAACUUGAUGGACUAGAGAAGUCAUUCCACAGUUUCUAUGUAUGUACAGCUGUGCGUAAGUUCCUGUUCUUCCUAGAUCCACUUCGCACAGGUCGUGUGCGCAUUCAGGAUAUUCUGGCAUGUAGUUUCCUAGAUGAUCUACUUGAGUUGCGUGAUGUGGAGCUUCCUAAGGACCUCCAGGACACAAAUUGGUUCUCUGCUCCAUCUGCAUUGAGAGUGUAUGGACAAUACCUGAACCUCGACAAGGACCAUAAUGGCAUGCUUAACAAGGAGGAGUUGGCCGGAUAUGGAACAGGGACUUUGACAAAAGUAUUUAUGGAGCGUGUGUUUCAAGAGUGUCUAACUUAUGAUGGUGAAAUGGACUACAAAACAUACCUAGACUUUGUUCUUGCCAUGGAGAAUCGUCAUGAGCCACAGUCUUUACAGUACCUGUUUCGAAUUCUUGACAUCAACAACAAAGGCUAUUUGGAUGUGUUCUGCCUUAAUUAUUUCUUCAGGGCAAUUCAAGAACAAAUGACUUUUCAUGGACAAGAACCAGUUCCAUUCGAAGAUGUCAAAGAUGAAAUAUUUGACAUGGUUAGACCAGCUGAUCCAUACCGAAUUACUCUACAGGACUUGCUCAGUUGUGGUCAAGGUGAUACCAUGAUAAGCAUCCUUAUAGAUCUGAAUGGAUUCUGGACUUAUGAAAAUAGAGAAGCAAUGGCAGCAGACACACGUGAUGGACCAGCAGAAGUGUGAAAUCCACAAGUGUAUUACAUAGGAAAUUGUUCAAUAUGACAUGAAUUUUAAAAUAAAUCCCAAGUAUUCUAAGUGUAA